UGCUUGCCCUGUCCGCGAGUAUCCUUUUUUGGGCGACCCCCGUUCAUUCACCGAGCCCGCCCGCCGCUGCGCCGGUCUGAGAGGCGGGUCUGAUGCUUCCUGGGAAUCCCCCCGCCAUGGGGCCGGUGGAGGCCGGCACGGCCAAAGGGGGCGUCACGUAUCAGUGGAUGAGUAAGCAAACACAGCACAUUCAGACAGCCAAUCAAUGGCAGCCACUGCGUCUCGUUCAUGAGAUGGCGGCUGUGUUAUGAUGUGUUGAUGGCUGUCAGGUCAGGGAGGGGCCGUGUCGCCGUCUGGGAGACGGUCUGUCAACCUCCCCUCAGCAGUCCCGAUGUCAGCAAGCUGCGAAAGCAUCGAUUCGUGCAUCUCCCUGCGCGUGUUGCUCCGUACUAUAGGUAUCUGCGUGGUGAGGGGUCUGACUACCUGAAGCACUACUACCCCCCGCCGCCCCACCACCCAGUGCCUGUCGGCCAGCAGCCCUUUGUCGGUCCGAUGCCUCUCAGCGCCUACCUGCCCGAGGGGCAGUUCGUCAACGGGCCAUCGAUUAGGGAAACCAAGUUUCAGAAGGGAUUCUACCGCAGAACCAGACGUACGUAUGUGCGUGAGACGCACAGAUGGGCUGCUAGGCUGGGUGCUUGGCUGACGUGUGUGUGUGGUUGUGUGUGCUUGUGUGUUGAUAUGAUUGCAGAGCAGAUCGAGGAGAUGCAGCGGCAGCAGCUGGGUGUGGGUGCUUCUUCAUCGAGUGCGGUGCUACCGAGAAACCCACUCAUACCGGACCAGCUCCCACCGCCGCCACGUAAACAAGCAAGGAGAGCAGGCGCGUUGCAGGGAGGCAGGCAGGCGACAUUCUGUGUCUCUGUCUCUGUCUUGGCGGGGCAGCUGUCGGCAUUCAUCGGCACUCGAUUGCGGGAACGGGUUACCUCCCGACAUUGGCACCGUUCGGCGCUGCCCCAGAGAGGUGAGGGAAAGGAAUGACAGUUGGACCGACGCACCAAUCGGUUGCUUGGCUCCUGUGUGAGUGCAGUGAGCGUCACGGGCGCAAGAUGGUCAUCCCGAAUGUUGUGUUUCCGCAUCAGGGGCACGAACAGGACGUGCGCAGGUACACAGCGAGGAGGGGGAAGAAGGGGGCCACCUGUGUGUGUGGAAUGAGACAUGGUGGCCUUGAUUGCAUUGCAAUGCAUCCAUAUCAGACGGUUGAGUUUUGCGAGGUUCUACCAGUGGCACGAGAGCUCGCCGGCGCGGCAGGAACGGCUUGUAAAUGAAGGACUCUGCCAGGUGAACAUGUGUGCGCAGAAUCAGAGGCCAGACGGCGCACAGAGGGGUGUGCAUGAUAUAUGUCUGAUGCCUGCAGACGUUGCGUCAGAGUGCUGUGUUGGGUGACGGGAGCUACACGAGCAAAAGCGCCCGCAACGCAUCCGAGGUACGUUUGUCAGCAGCAACCUGCAGGCUAUGCGUGAGAGGAAGACGACGGCACUUGCCUUAAAGGCAAUGUGGGAUGGUUGCACAUUCAGGGCGCGAAAGAUGCCUUCAUGCAGUUUCGUACCUAGUAAAGCAACCGAGGAGAGAGGGUGCUGCGGGCGAUCGAUGCCGACAAGCUCAAGACAGAGAUGUCUCACAUACCCUUUGGUUUGUGCUGCCUGCCUGCCUGCCUGUCAGUUCUGCCAUCGGUCUGUGCGAGUCUGGAAUGAGAGAUACGAUAAACUGACUUUUCUGUUUCUGAUCUGAGUGACCGACUGCCCAUAUCCUUCGGGGAUUCUGAUGAGCAUGUGGCUUGGCGAAUCUCGG
Vitrella brassicaformis is the source of this 1785-nucleotide messenger RNA. Lineage: Eukaryota; Vitrellaceae. The record is from the annotation of a GenBank genome assembly.